AUGUCGAUGCUAUGCACAGGAGAUCCAUGCGAGAUGGCUGGCCAAUGCGUGCAGACUGCUUUGAAGGCGGUUUGUUGCUGGGCAAAUGGUGGGCGAUUGGCAGCAAGAUCGAGCCUAGUGCGCGUUGGUGCCAGUCUCCCAAAGAAGGAGGAAGCGGAUGUCGAGUUCGGGCCGUUCUUGAAGGCUACGCCAGUCAAGUUGGGGAACGAGGAGGAGGAGGAGGCUGCGUCGGUCAAGGCGGCAAGCCAUGCUCCGGAGCGACGUCCGAGACUGUCCCUGGCAUCCACGGCAACUCCCGAAGCGGACUCAGAGGCUGUUGACAAUGCUAUGGACUCAGAUGACGAAGCUUUGCAUGCCUCUCCUGGCGACGAGGCCUCCCUCGGCUUUGCCGCCGAGCAGGAUCCAUAUGGAUACUGGUAUGCUCCGGUCCCGCUGGAGCCAGGUUCCCUUCCGCAGGAGGUAGAGCUUUGGCAAGGCGAUGGUGCUCAGGUCUCAAUGGAUUGCUUCCACGCAGAGGGCGAGGCCCACGAGACGGCGGCCAAAGGGCUCUCGCUCAUGCCCUUCUCUGGGUUCAUCCAGAGGCUGGCGCCGUACCUCACGGUUCCGGACUACACGGGCCUCCGGUCUACGUGCAGCAGCGUCCAGGGAACCCUGCACACCAAGGCGCUGCUCUCGCACCUGGUGUACCUGAUGCAGCCUGAGAGGCCAGACGUUUUUGCUGCCACUGGCCAGUGGUGCAACUCGAACUGCAGCGAACAGUUCUGGGAGAGCCUCGAGGAAGGCCCACGGCUACGGGCAGGCAAAGCAGGCCUUUGGAUCUUCUUCAGGGCCAUGACCCGGUGGCGGAAGCGGGACCCUGCAGCAAUGGUGCCGGUGGCCAAGAGCAUGAGAGCACACUGCCACCACGAGCAGCCCGACAUCGCAAGGAGUUCCCAGCGGAUUUUGGCUGUUUGCGCUGGAUGCCUUUUCUCGAUCCGCGGCCGGGGUGCCGGGGUGAAGGGAGUGCGACACCUCUUUGCCAGAGACGUUCUACACUGGCUACAACACGGGGACGCCAACAUCCGCAUGGAAAUUUGCUGUGAACUCGCCAGGUGCGGCCCCGACUUACUCGGAAGGUUCAACAAAGCUUGUGCUGCCGGUCUCCUGGACGCUUGCAGACCCCCGAACGAUGCCGCUCUCCGCCGCAGUGCAAGGAAAGCCCUCAGAGUCUUCGUGGAAAACGACGCAGCACUGCACCCCUUCGUGCGGCCGCAGCUCCACCAGCUCACUUGGGACCCAUGGUUGAUCCAAGAUCGAGACGAGAGGCUUGAACUCUGCCAAAUCGAAACCUACAUCGACUUCUGCAACCUUGGGAAAUUCCUGUGGCAGGCUCUGGAGAUGGGCCGAAUGUGCCUGGUGACAAGCCAAAGCCACAUCCUCACGGCAUGA
Symbiodinium natans is the source of this 1428-nucleotide messenger RNA. The record is from the annotation of a GenBank genome assembly. Lineage: Eukaryota; Dinophyceae; Suessiales; Symbiodiniaceae.